GUAAAAGGAAACAACAGUCACACGCCUGCGAGAUGUAGUUGCAAUCGACAUUUAUCGGGAACAGAAAUAACUUUCCAUAUUAGUCACAUUUCACCUGAAAUACGCGACAUUUAUGCUGUGCUUUCUGCAUUGCUCACGUUUAUUAGUGGUAUACAGUCUGGUAACGAGUGACAUUUGAACAAUCAGCAUGACUCAAUGGGAGAACCUCAUGGCCCCCGUUUACACGCAGCAAUUGCAUGAACUUUACGAUCGAGAUGAUUUGCCUAUGGACGUGCGGCAUUACCUUUCCGUCUGGAUAGAGAAGCAAGAUUGGCAAAGAGCUGCUGGUGACUAUGGACUGGCCAUUUUGCUAUUCCAACAACUUCUGGAAAAUCUAGAUAUCCAACACAGUCGAUUUGGGCUACAAGAGGAAUUCUUUCUGAUGCAACAUAAUUUUAGAAGAUAUAAGAACAACUUUCAGAAGUAUCAAGAAGAACCAUGCAUACUGGCCAGAAAGAUAUCAUGGUUUUUGGAAAAAGAAAAGGAGAUUUUGCAGAGUGUCGAGUUGAAUGAAAAGGUUCGGCAGCUGUGUGUGGAGCAGGAGACAAUGGAGACAGACAGUCAGCAGGACCUUGAACGGAGGAUGGCCGGGCUCAGGAAUGAAGUGCAGUGCAUGGAGCAUACUAUUGUCUGUCUGGAAGAGCAGCAAGAUGAGUUUGAUUUUAAAUACCAGACUCACCGAAUGGAGGCUGUGAAAGACGAAAAUGAAAAACAGAAACAAUGGAAUACUCUUCAGUCUCUUGUGAAUCAGUUAAACAAUUGUAGAAAGAGGACGCUGGUUGGUUUACUUAAGAUCCUGGACAAAGCUGAGGACCUGAUCGAGACUCUGGUGAAGAAGGAGCUGGUGGAUUGGCAGCGCAGGCAACAGAAAUCCUGCAUUGGUGCUCCAGAUAAUGUCAGUCUGGACCUGCUCGAGAAAUGGUUCAGCUGUGUGGCGGCGUGUCUCUUCCAGGUGAGAGAGUUUCUGAGCAAACUGGAUGAAUUGUCGGAUAAAGUCUCUUAUGAAAAAGACCCUCUGAAGACGGAAAAGCCAGUGCUACAGGAGCGAGCUGACACACUGCUGAAGAAACUACUGCUCAAUUCGUUUGUGGUGGAGACUCAGCCAUCGAUGCCACAGGGUAAAGGUCCACUUGUGCUUCGGACCAAUGUGCAGUUCUCAGUCAAAGCCAGGCUGCUUGUGAAGUUUUCAGAACUGAAUCAUCUGAUGAAAGUGGAUGUGUCCAUGGACAGCGACACUCCUCAAAUCAAAGGAUACCGACGUUUUAAUGUUCUAGGGACCAAAAGUAAAGCGCUGAACAUGACAGAGAGCCAGAGUGGAGGCAUGGUGGCAGACUUCAGACACUUGACGCUGAAGGAGCAGAAAUGUGGUGGGGGAAAAGGAGCCAGUGAAAUCUCUCUGAGUGUCACAGAAGAGCUGCACAUUCUCAACUUUGACACAGUUUUUGAUUUUAAAGGAAUGUCACUGAAGCUGCAGGCGUCUUCUCUGCCGAUGGUGAUCAUCUCAAACUCUAGUCAGCAGCAGAGCGCCUGGGCCUCUGUGCUGUGGUUUAACAUGCUCAGCCUCGACACCAAAGACAUCAGAUUCUUCGCCACAGCUCCCUCUGCUCCUUGGCCCCAGUUUGCAGAGAUGUUGAGUUGGCAGUUUCUCUCUGCGACUAAAUGUGGACUGAAUGCAGAACAACUAGAAAUGAUCGCUUUUAGACUUUUUGGAAAGCAACAAAGCUAUAACCACCUGAUGGUAUCUUGGGCAAAAUUUAGCAAAGAAAAUUCCCCUAUUACAUUCUGGGUGUGGUUUGAUGGCAUUUUGAUGAUGGUGAAACAAUAUCUGGCAGAUUUGUGGAGAGAUGGUCUGAUCAUGGGGUUUGUGACUAAGGCAAAAGAGAAAUCACUUUUGAAGAAAAAACAGAGAGGGACCUUUUUACUUCGCUUCAGUGAAAGUAUGGUCGGAGGAAUCACCUUCUCCUGGGUGGAAACCACUCUCACCGGUGAGCCUGAGAUUAAGACAGUUCGACCUUUCACCAAGAACGACCUGGAGCAGAUUCCUUUUCACGAAAUUAUCAGAAACUUCCAGCUGAUGGAGAUGGACAACGUGCCAGAAAACCCUCUGCUCUUCCUUUAUCCGAACACACCCAAAGAUGAGGCGUUUGGAAAGUACUACAGUGAUAAGUCCGGAGAAAACAGCCCUUACAUCAAGUACAUCAAAACCAAGCUCAUGUUUGUCACGACUGAGAACUCUCUGGAGUCUUCCUCUGCAAUGAAACAGGGCCCAGAGCUGCAGCCAAUCACUGGUCUGUGCGGAGCCGAGCAAAGCACUAUUGACCCCGAGGUCCUCACUCUGGAGGCGCUCCUGGCUGAUCCUCUGAUGCCGCUCCCUGGUGAUACGGACACUGCAGAAGACUUCCUGGUUUCUUCAUAUGACCCCAACCUCUUGAACUGUGACCUGACCUCAUCUGAGUUCAACCUCCAGGACCUCCACACUCUCCCCACUCAGUUCUGUGGCGUUUUUCAAUAGUUAAAAAAAACAACAACGUAUUAUGCUUUUUUUUUUGGAGUAUUAAGUAUUGAACUACAUGGUGCGUAGAUCAUUAAUUUCCAUGUUAUUAAUUGUAAAGGCUCAGUUAUGUCCCAUUUCUUUACAUAAACAGAUCCAUGCAGUCCGACUGCAGUAACUGUCACUGCAUUUAUGCUUUCAACCGUUUCUAAUGUAAAAUAUGUAUUCUGUUAAAUAAUCACCACAGGGCGUGCAAUAUCAGUUUGAGAAUUGAUCAAAACAGAAGAAAAAAAGCAAAAACUAAUAUGGAGGCACCCAAGGCAAUUUUUGAUUACAUUUGUGGGAAAAGAGCCAAGAAAAUGAGGUGAGCGAAACAUAACAUAUAUGUUUUGCAGUGGACAAAGGACAGACAGAAGCCUCCACGGGUAUGCAUCUAGAUUAGAACAUGUAGCGUAAAUGAGCCAUAAACUGCAAUGUUGAUCCAAAAUGACUUGAUCACAGAAAGGUUAAUAGUUCUAGUAAAUGUGUUUUUAUUUUUGAAAUUACUAUUUUUGAACCCUAUGUUUAUUCAUGCAUAUGUUAAGAGUUGUGGGCGGAGAUAUGGGGUGAAUUUUUUCUCAAAUUCAGGAUAAUGUCAGACUAUUAAAACAAUCACAGUUGCAUCACUGUUGAUUAUCAUAAUGAAACUGUGGCUAAACAAGUAAUGAGGCAAUGAGGUGGUUCAAAAUUUAUAAACAUUCAUUUAACGUAAUAUGUCCCCUUCAAUUUCGUAAAUUUUUUUCUGAUUUAACUAGGACCUCAAGGUUACUUGACAAUUAAUCAAAACAGCAGUUUGAAAGGUGCCAUGUGAUAAAUUGCAAUUAGAGUUAUCGUAAUGUCCUGGGGACAUGUUCUGAAAAGCAGAAGAUUUUUGUAAUUAGCACUUAAAAUUUCACUAUUUGCUCAAAUGUUGAACUUUCCAUUAUUAUCUUUUCAAAGAAUUUGUUACACAAAUCACUAUAGCUGUUUUUUAAUGUAACAAUUUAAUAAUUAAUAUGACAGUGCACAGUUUGGUAACUCCUUGUUAAAGCUCCUGAUAAAGCAUUUAUGUUAUUAUAUGUAAUCUAAACCUACUGCUGUCCCUGCAUGAAAAACAUUAGUCUGUCUUCUUUUUUUCUGUCUUUGUAGAUAAUCCUUUUACUUGUAAUAUAAUUUAUAUGAUCUUCAUUUAUAGUCUUAUGUCUUGCCCUCUGUGUUACUGAAAAUGUUAUUUGAAUUAGUGAUGGAGCUGGACUCAUAAUUAUGUUAAAUAAGAUGGCACUGAUAAAAUGAAUGAACAAAGAUGCACUUACUUGUUGGCCAGGCUUAAUACUACUGUCUACAAAUGAUGUUCAAAAUGUUUGAAUAAAGUUGCAUUUUUAUUGACA
Molecule: messenger RNA, 3936 nt
Organism: Boleophthalmus pectinirostris (great blue-spotted mudskipper)
Lineage: Eukaryota; Metazoa; Chordata; Actinopteri; Gobiiformes; Gobiidae
Gene: stat2
Product: signal transducer and activator of transcription 2
Exons: 24
Coding region: 188-2551 (787 amino acids)
Biological process (GO): cell surface receptor signaling pathway via JAK-STAT; type I interferon-mediated signaling pathway; defense response
Molecular function (GO): DNA-binding transcription factor activity, RNA polymerase II-specific; RNA polymerase II cis-regulatory region sequence-specific DNA binding
Source: RefSeq, a predicted model, not a curated record